Molecule: messenger RNA, 1900 nt
Organism: Pocillopora damicornis (cauliflower coral)
Lineage: Eukaryota; Metazoa; Cnidaria; Anthozoa; Scleractinia; Pocilloporidae
Product: ZP domain-containing protein
Source: RefSeq, a predicted model, not a curated record
UCUGUCGCAUUGAGACGCAAACAAGCACAGCAACUGCAACAUUGGAAUAUAUGGCAAUGUGAGAACCAAAUUGGUUGAAAAAGGUUACACGAUACAUUUGAUAACUGAACAAACUGGCACUGUUAACGAAAGACCGGGUGAUAAGCCAAUAGAUCAAGGAACCUCCUGUGCCUGAAAGCACAUGUCUUACCACCACAGUCAUGGCAACACUGUUAUGGACAAUGAUGAUAGUGAUUCUUUCACAAAAGGAAAUUCUUGUAAAAGCGGACUGCUUUGAAAAUAUGAUCACUAACGUCACCUACACAGCCUCGUCAACUAAAACGAAUUACCCGCCGAGUGACGCCGUCAUAGAUAACGACGGGGCCUGGUGCACAGACGAGAUUCCUCCUAACCGGUACCUUAAUGUGAACCUCGGCCACCUCUAUGACGUAUGCGGUGUUAAAAUACAAGGCUAUGCCGAUGGCACUGUCAACUCUUAUCCUAGCAAAUAUAAACUGGCGUUCUCCAGCAAAGAAAACGUUUGGUCGGUUCCCACACAGGAAUUCGUUACUAAUUCCGCCGACGCGAAUGAUACUAUUCAAAAUCAGUUGGUGGAAACAAGAGCAGUAUCCGGCGUGCGAUUCCAGCCAACACAAGUAAAUGGAUCAUCGAUGUGUCUCAGAGUUGCAGUUUAUGGAACUCCAGCUUUUAACGUUUCCUGUGACGCGUUUUGGAUGAACGUCACCAUUUCUAAACAUACUCUGGGGUCAGAUUUACACGAGCUGUACAUAAACCAGCGGACUGAUGAGUGCACGCAUGCUAUCAAUCCUGACGAGGACGUCUCUCUUCAUUUAAAAACUGGCGCAUGCGGAAUGAGGGUAUCACAACGCGGCAAUUAUCUGCAUUACCAGAACACGGUGCACGGUGAAGCGGGAAGAAACGCGCAAGGAGUCAAGAUCACUUUCACCCACGACAUAUCAUUUGACGCUACCUGUAUCUAUGAGAGGAACGCAACUCUAAAAGCCGACAUCGAGACAAUUAAUAAUUUCAAACUACCAACUACAAGCAAAGAGUACGGAAGCUUGGAUUUUAAAAUGAGGGCAUUCCGUGACAUUGAUCAUUCUGAAAAACUCGUAUCGAACACCGGGCCGUUGGCGAUUGGAAGCAUGUUGUACAUAGAGGUGGAGGUUCUUUCAGCUGACAAAGAUCUGCAGCUUCUGUUGGAGAGAUGUUGGGCGACAGCCUCGUCAGUUCCAGCGGAUGUGAAUCAGCGUCAAUUUGUCCUAGACGGAUGUCCAGAUACUGACUCCGACAAUCGUACAGCACAUUCCUGCCAAAAAUCUUCGCUCCAAAAGUUUGAAUUCGCAGUGUUUCGUUUCAAAGUUAGUGACGUCGUUUUCGUGCAUUGUGACGUAGUUGUCUGCUUGGCUGGAGUCCAGAAUUCAAGUUGCUUCGAUAAAUGCGCAGCAUGCGAUGACAAAUCGGGGAGAAAGAGAAGAUCAAUUGAAGAUGAAAAUUACGAUAAAGGAUCUUUGCCUCAUCAUCUCAGGAUUGGCCCAUGGCAGAUUGAAGAGGAAGGCAAAGAUGCUUCUGCUGAUACGACCACCAAAGAUGAUUCCACUGAUUACAUGACAAUCGUACUGGCUGUCACCGGUUUCGUCGCCGUUGCUUUGCUUGUCGCAGUUACCGCUGUGAUUGUGAUACACAUGCGCAGGAUGGCCAGCCCCACAGAGCACUCUAAGAUCCUUCGACAAGGAUCACCCAGGAAGGAGAGAAAUAUUAGCAUGUGAAUGAGUUGACCAAGCUUGUAUUUGCUUGGAUUGAAUUUUAGUUUUGCAAAAUUUUAAAGAGCCUGUAUAACACAUAGAUAGAACCUUCUGCAGUUUUUCGCUUGUGUGUACUAAAGCGAGUUAAAAAAUUA